Molecule: messenger RNA, 1032 nt
Organism: Torulaspora globosa
Lineage: Eukaryota; Fungi; Ascomycota; Saccharomycetes; Saccharomycetales; Saccharomycetaceae
Gene: CPT1
Product: diacylglycerol cholinephosphotransferase
Exons: 1
Coding region: 1-1032 (343 amino acids)
Biological process (GO): phospholipid biosynthetic process
Cellular component (GO): membrane
Molecular function (GO): phosphotransferase activity, for other substituted phosphate groups
Source: RefSeq, a predicted model, not a curated record
AUGGCUCCAAAUGUAGUUACUUUAUCUGGUUUUUGCUUCAUCAUCAUUAAUGUGAUUACUACUCUGUAUUAUGACCCUACUUUGACAGAGGAAUCUCCACGUUGGACAUAUUUCUCUUACGCUUUAGGCUUAUUCCUGUACCAGACGUUUGAUGCGUGCGAUGGUAUGCACGCGCGCAGAACUGGUCAAUCGGGGCCUUUAGGGGAACUUUUUGAUCACUGUAUCGAUUCUCUCAACACCACGCUCUCCUUAUUCCCAUUUUGCUCGGCUAGUGGUAUUGGUUACUCGUAUUUGUUCAUUUUCAGUCAAUUUGCAGUCCUAUGCAAUUUUUACUUGAGCACUUGGGAGGAAUAUCACACUCAUAUGCUGUUUCUGAGUGAGUUCUCUGGUCCCGUCGAAGGAAUCUUGCUCAUUUGUUCGACUUUCAUCUUAGCUGGCAUCUUUGGGCCACAAAAGGUGUGGCACACGGAACUGGCGACUUUUAACUUUGGCACCUACACUUUCAAGUUUGAGACACUCGAUCUAAUGAUUGGAUUCUCUGCAUUAGGUUUAUUGUUCAACAUCAUUUCCGCGAGACGAAACGUCCUGCAGUACUAUAAAAAGGAGAACGGCGUUGACUGCAGCCAAAAGCAGUGGAAGGCAAUGAUCGGGCUCGCACCAUUCUUCUUUUACUAUGCCACUGUUUUCCUGGCGAUCCUAAUCGAGCCUAAGUUUAUGAGCUUUCCCUUUAUCGUGUCUAUAGGUCUCACGAUGGCCUUCGUUGUUGGUCGUAUCAUUAUCGCUCAUUUGACGAAGCAGAAGUUCCCGGUUGAUAAUCCUCCAAUGGCCAUACCAUUCUUCCAGAUUAUCUUCCACAGCAUUGCUACCCGUUUCCUGGGUUACAAUAACGACGCUGUUGUGACCGCUUUGGUUUGGCUUGGAUUUGGACUUUCAGUUGGCAUCCACUUGAUGUUUGUCAACGAUAUCAUUUACGACUUCACUGCAUACUUGGACAUCUACGCUUUGUCCAUCAAACAUCCCAAAGUCGCUUGA